Messenger RNA from Cryptotermes secundus, 1502 nucleotides. RefSeq names its product serine--tRNA synthetase-like protein Slimp (gene Slimp). Gene Ontology annotation, molecular function: ATP binding; tRNA binding; serine-tRNA ligase activity. The transcript has a single exon. Gene Ontology annotation, biological process: seryl-tRNA aminoacylation. Lineage: Eukaryota; Metazoa; Arthropoda; Insecta; Blattodea; Kalotermitidae. The record is from RefSeq and is a predicted model, not a curated record. Gene Ontology annotation, cellular component: mitochondrion. Bases 13 to 1422 code for a protein of 469 amino acids.
UGAGAUACUGGUAUGGCUGUUUUCAUAAAGUUGGGCAGGUUACCUUUACAGUGCAAUAGGGCAUUGCCUUAUCUGUGUCUGAGAAGUUAUGGGUCUGCUCUCUACAUGACUGGUGAUGAAGCUAAAGACACAUUUUCUGUUGUUACUCCACAUAUUGACAUAGAAGCUAGAUUUAAAGACAUGUCUGCUUUAAAACAAAGUGUUGAGCUUCGAGGAAUGCUGGUUGAUGUAGAUAGUCUAAAAAGUUUCUGGGAGGUCUUAAAAAGUGUGGAAGCAGAUAGAAUCACAUUAGAAAAUAGACGUGUUGAUAUAGCAAAGAAGAUAAAAGAAAUAAAGAAGGGGAAUGAUGACGCUGCAAAAGAAACUGAGAAAUUAAAAUUACAAGGAAAAUUAUUAAGAGAAGAAUUUAAAAUAACAACGAAAGCAGUUUGGGAAUUACAGAAGAAAGUUAUGAUCAGGUUUUUGAGUUUACCAAAUAAUCUGCAUCCUGACACUCCAAGUGAAGGAGAGAAGAUUGUAAGUCAUUCUGGAAACGAGUCAAGUACAAAACAGACCGAAAGUCAUAUAAGAAUAGGAAAUAAAUUGGAUAUAUUAGACUACGUUAGUCCACUGUGUUAUUAUCUGAAAGGGGGGGCUGCCAUUUUUGAACUGUGUAUACUUGAUUAUUUCACUGAAGAACUUUGCAGGCACAACUUUAUUAAAUUUUGCAAUUCAGAUUUUGGGCGAAGUGUAGUGGUAGAGGGUUGUGGACUUGACCAUGAGGAUUCAGGUGUAACAUACAUCCUGCAAGAUACUAAUGAUAUUCUAAAUACAAAAGACACCAAUCGUUUACAUUUAGUUGGUGGAGCAUCACUACCAUCUUUCUGUUCUUUUCAUGCAAAACAAAUUAUACCAGUUACUGCACUUCCUUUGAGGUUAGUUGCUAUGGGGCGACAGUACAAACCUAGUGCCCACAAUCUGGAAGAGACAGAUUUCUCAGGAUUAUUUGGAGUCUGUCAGGCUUCGUCAGUUGAGCUCUUUAUAUCUACUACAGAUUUUCUGAGAAAUAUGAUGGAUGAAUUUGAUAGAACCAUGGCAGCAGUGACUGACAUAUACAAGGAGAUGGGGUUCCCUUUUAGAGUUGUUUACCUGCCUGCAAGAUCUUUGAGGUCAUAUGAGAGUUUAAGAGGCAGUUUCCAGAUGUAUUCAUCAUACUUAAAGACUUAUAUAGAGAUAGGUCAUAUUUCUGUUAGUGAUGAUUACAUCAGUAAACGUCUUCUCAUACGUUAUGAAGCAGAGCCCGAACAGAAAUUUACACGAAUUGUUUCCGGAACUGUGGUAUCUGUACCUAAAUUGCUAGGAUGUAUCCUAGAGUUGCACGAUGAAGCCAAAACCUUUGGAAGCAUUCCCAUGCCAGAAUCAGUAAAGCAGUGCUUGUUUUAAUCCCACUGAUGAUUAUGGUAAUGAAGGUGCUGGUGCAUUAUUAACCCAUAUAAGUUACACAUCUCUACUCCACAGUUCAA